AUUACACAUAAACUUUCCACGGGUUUUACUUUUUGUGAAUGUGCUCACUCCUUUUCUUCUCCUGCUCCUUCUCCUACCCACUUGAUACACACAAGGGAAAAUGGCACUUCGACAGGUUUUUAUCGUUUCUGCCAAAAGAACCCCUUUCGGUAGUUUUGGUGGCAAGCUCAAGGACUUGACUGCCUCUGAACUGGGUGGAUUGGCAUCCAAGGCUGCUAUUGCUGACACGAACAAACCCGAUCUUCCUAUCGAUGCUGUGAUUAUCGGUAACGUGAUGCAGACCGAUCCUGCAGGUGCCUACGUUGCCCGUCACAUUGGCCAUCGUGCAGGCUUACCUGUUCACGUACCUGCUCUGACUGUCAACCGAUUGUGUGGCUCGGGUCUUCAAAGUGUCGUUAAUGCAACCCACGAAAUCCUGCUCGGCGAUAGCGAGAUCGUCUUGGCCGGUGGUGCCGAAAGCAUGUCUCUGUCGCCUUAUACUUUGAGCGGCAAAUCGCGUUGGGGUCUCAAGCUGGGUGUGGAUCUGAAGCUUCAGGAUUCCAUGUGGGCUACGUUGACCGAUCAGUAUCCCAACCCUACGCCCAUGGGUAUCACUGCUGAGAAUCUGGCAGAAAUGUACAAGAUUUCCAAGGAGGAGUGUGAUCGUUACGCUACCUUGAGUCAGAACCGGUUUGAACAAGCUACUAAGAACGGCAUCUUUGAGACGGAAAUCACGCCUGUCGAUGUCAAGGGUCGCAAGGCCAUCGAAACGGUCGCUCAAGACGAAUACCCACGGUCUGGUAUCACUUACGAAGCAUUGGCCAAAUUGAAGCCUGUGUUCAAAAAGGAUGGCGGCGUCACAUCGGCAGGCAAUGCAUCAGGUAUCAACGACGGUGCCGCUGCAUUAAUCGUUGCCAGCGAAGAUGCCGUCAAGAAACACGGCUUGACCCCUUUGGCACGUGUCGUGAGCUGGCAAGCGUCCGCUGUGGAACCCACCUUGAUGGGUCUGGGUCCUGUCCCGGCAAUUCAAGGCGCUCUCAAGCGCGCCAACUUGACUUUGGAUCAGAUGGAUUUGGUGGAAGUCAAUGAGGCCUUUGCUGCUCAGUACUUGGCUGUGGAAAAGGAAUUGGGCCUGGAUCGUGAGAAAACAAAUGUCAACGGUGGUGCUAUUGCGGUCGGUCAUCCUCUGGGCGCUUCUGGUGCUCGUAUCCUGACGCAUUUGUCGCAUGCUCUUCAACGAACCAAGUCCAAGUAUGCAGUUGGCUCGGCUUGUAUCGGCGGUGGUCAAGGUGUUGCCGUUAUUCUUGAACGUGUUUAAAGAGUUAUCACAAUUCGCUCAAUAGAAAUUAUACCAGCGUUUUUCUGCUGCCGAUGUUACGAUUCCUUGUUUAUAUAAAUGUAAUAUACAAAUACUUUGACUUUUCACGGGUGGACACACU
This is a messenger RNA of Zychaea mexicana, 1418 nucleotides long. Its product is annotated as Thiolase, N-terminal domain-containing protein. Gene Ontology annotation, molecular function: acetyl-CoA C-acetyltransferase activity. Bases 101 to 1297 code for a protein of 398 amino acids. Gene Ontology annotation, biological process: fatty acid beta-oxidation. The transcript has 4 exons. Lineage: Eukaryota; Fungi; Mucoromycota; Mucoromycetes; Mucorales; Lichtheimiaceae. The record is from RefSeq and is a predicted model, not a curated record.